Lolium rigidum is the source of this 2000-nucleotide messenger RNA. RefSeq names its product senescence-associated protein OSA15, chloroplastic-like. Gene Ontology annotation, cellular component: chloroplast. Gene Ontology annotation, biological process: cellular response to oxidative stress; leaf senescence. The transcript has 13 exons. The coding region runs from base 211 to 1596 and encodes 461 amino acids. The record is from RefSeq and is a predicted model, not a curated record. NCBI's taxonomy places the organism in Eukaryota, Viridiplantae, Streptophyta, Magnoliopsida, Poales, Poaceae.
CUCCUUCCCAUACUCGCUCGUCCAUAGCGUCAUCUUCCUUGCUCCAGUCUUUGUACUGUUGUACCUGAUCUCCCCUCCCCCUCCCCCUUCCUCUCUCGUCCUUCCCCGGCCUCCGACCUCCUUCAACAGUACAUCAAGCUGGCUGGGAAAUCAGCUUAACCAAACCAGUAUUGUAUCGCGAUCAGUAGUAAACAUACAGCUUCCACCCACAUGGCUAGCCAAAUCUCUGGUACUGUAGCAUCUAGUGGGGUGUGCUAUAAUGAUCAAUACGGAAUGCCCUGUAAGAUGAAAGGACUACAUUGUGUAUCAUUGAAUUGUAUACCCCAAAAUUUAGAGGCGAGGAAGGGGAUGAGUGGAUAUCACUUAGUCGUCAGGUUCUGUUCAAAUGAUAGAUAUGGGCAAACCACUCUUAAGUCCAACAGUUCCAUCCUCAGACAAGGUCAGAAUGUUCGGUGCCGUUCUUAUGGGCCUCGUGGUAGCAGUGAAACUAAAGAGCGCAAGAGUUCUGAAGAUGACAACGAUGCUUACAGGGAUUUUAAAGAGCAACCAAGAGGAAAUUCACAAUUUUCAGAUGAUCAAGUUGCGGCUCAGAAAAAAUCACUCUACUCUAUUCAAGGGCUAUCCAAAGCUUGCCAAUUUGUUUACAAUGAUGCAAAGUUUGUGAAUGAAAGAGCUCAGAGUGAUAUUCUUUUGCUUUCACGUGGCAUCACAAGGCUAAACAAACGGGCAUCUCAGGAUGUUGCUGUAUUAGGGUUGGGAUUUCUCAAGCUUGAUGCUCGUGCAAGGAAGGACACUCAAAAGAUUGAUAACAGUGUGAAGGAGCGGGCAGCCCACCUGACCAAUUUUGCUAGAAUACUGAAGGAGCGCGCUGAAUCAGACUUGAAGAAAGCAGCAGAUCAGCAUUGGAGUGAUGGUGCUUUAGAGGCAGAUCUGCGGCGAGCUGACAUGGUUGUUAGACGACGUGCCAUGGAGGACGCUUUCAUGGCUCUAAAGUUUGUACGGGAUAUCCAUGAUAUGAUGGCAAACAAAUUACAGGAUCAGAUUCCAAAGGAUGCUUCAUUUUCACGUACUAAUUCAACAAGGUUCAUCACACUCGAGAAAAAUGGGAAGAUUCUUGAGCUGUUCCCUCGUGAAGUCUCUACAGAUCAAAUUGCUGCCAUAGAGGAUGCAUACCUGAGUAUGGCAUCUGCCUUGUCUGAGGCUGAUGGUAUCGACUACACAGAUCCUGAGGAGCUUGAAUUAUUAGUAGCGGCUCUUAUUGAUCUGGAUGCCAUGGAUGGGAAAAAGAGUGUUUCCUUAUUAGCUGAAUGUUCAAGCUCUCCAGAUGUUAAUACCAGGAAAGCUUUGGCUAACGCAUUGGCUGCAGCUCCAUCUAUGUGGACUCUAGGGAAUGCUGGGAUGGGCGCAUUACAGAGAUUGGCUCAAGAUUCCAAUUACGCUGUAGCUAGCUCUGCAGCAAGAGCCAUCGAUGAACUUAGAAAGCAGUGGGAGCUUGAAGAGGGUGACAGUCUGAGGUUUGUAGUGAACCAAAACUUGGAUACCAAAGAGACUGCCGAUGACAGUUCAGCAGAAGAUGACACAACCCGUGAGGCGUAGAUCAGAUGAAAUAUUGCAGUAAAGAUUAAUCAUAACUUCCACAGCAUCAUGAUUGACACGUAGAUACAGCUUUAAGAACCGAAGAACUUGUGUAAAUGAAUCGGCUGCAUCGUCUCAUCUUAAGUGGCAGCAUACAAUGCCCUGCUUGGUGAUUAGCUCACCUGGGUGGAUGCCAAUGGUAUAAUCUUGUAAGAGCUGAACAAAGGGAAAGUAGUGUAAUGAGAACUCAUUUCCUCGGACCCAAAUUGGUUAUAGAUGAAGCAUAAGAAAUAUAGUGUAAGGAUAUUUUCCCAAAUCUUGCAGCGGUAUUUCUAGUCUGAUUAUGAUUUAUCAGCACACGGGGGGGAUUAUAUGUACAUCCUGAUGCAAAAGAUAUAAAAUUACUGUGCUACUGCUUCCUGGAA